Triticum turgidum subsp. durum (durum wheat) is the source of this 312-nucleotide messenger RNA. The record is from the annotation of a GenBank genome assembly. NCBI's taxonomy places the organism in Eukaryota, Viridiplantae, Streptophyta, Magnoliopsida, Poales, Poaceae.
AUGAUUAACAUCAAGCCAUACAUGGUGAUGUUACUGAAAUUACUUUACACUCCUGUUCUGGAGGAAAGGAGUUCUACAGCCAACAGGGCCUUUGCGUCUUCUUGUGCUGCAGUUCUCAAAUAUGCCAGCCAAUCUCAGGCUCAGAAACUUAUUAAAGACACUGCUUCUCUGCAUUUAGGGUGGCAAAGCAUUGAUGAAUAUGGUGUCCGCCAAAGGUUUAUGGCCCUGUUUGACAGUAGGUUUUAUUGUUGUUCGUCUGCAUGCUCUUUGAUUCAAGCAGUCUUCUCCAUUAUUGGAGAACACAAGGAUUAA